AUGGAUAUGAGUAUGUAUAAUGUUUUAUAUAAUGCUAUUCUAUAUGAUUUAAAUAAAAAUGAAACCAAAUCACAAUAUUAUGAACCAUCUCUAUAUAUUGGUCGGUCAACAGAUGCUAUGUAUGCCAUUCCUACAUAUAUAAGUACAAUUUUUGACAAAAAAGAAAUUACUAUUGGUGAUAAGGAAAAAAAAUCAAUUGGUUUUAAAAAUAAUAAAGAAAUAAAAUAUGUUGAUAAUAACAAAGAUGAAUCAAAUUAUGAAUUAAGUAUUGGAUAUCAUGAAAUUCCAAAAAUGUUUGCAUCUGAAUUGAUUCCAGUGAUUAAUGAUUUAAAUUCACACAUUUAUAAUAAUAAACGAUUACCUUAUUUUAAUUUUAAUAAAAAAAGAAAAAAAAUUGGUAUUAGUAAAGGUGGAAUUGAUCGAAGAACUAUAGAAUUAAUUGAAGAUAAGAUGAAUGAUUUUGAGAAUGAUUAUUGGGAUAUUCCAGAAAUAUUACAUAUUAUAUUGAUGAAAAAUCCUUAUAUUUUAAUUUCUGCUUUUAUAAUAGCUAUUUUUUCUAUUGCCAUAGUAAUUGUUAUAUGUAUUUAUAAAAUAAUACGAAAAUCAAAUAAUUAUGAAACUUCAAGUAGGACAAGUAUUUUAGAAAGUUCAAGAAUGUCUAAUUCUAGUUAUUAUGAAACAAAAAGUUCUAAAUCAAAUUUAUCAUAUGUUUCUACUAAUGAUAAUGAUGACACCCAUAAAAAUAAUACUUUAAUUGAAGGACAUUUUGCUAUAGGAAAAUUACAAUAUGAUCCAAAAGUUAUAUUAGGUAGAGGAUGUGAAGGAACAGUUGUAUAUCGUGGAACAUUUGAAGGAAGAAAUGUUGCUGUCAAAAGAGUAUUAUCUGAUUUAGUUAAAAUUACAACAAGAGAAAUUAAUAUGCUUCGUGAAAGUGAUUCACAUGUUAAUGUUAUAAGAUAUUUUUGUUCUGAAUCUGAUAGAACUUUUAAAUAUAUUGCUUUAGAAUUGUGUGAUUGUUCGCUUGCUACAUUUAUUGAUAAAAAAGAAUAUCGUGAUAUAAUGUUAUUAGAUAAUUUAGAAAUUUUACGUCAAGCAACAGAAGGUGUUGAACAUCUUCAUCAUUUAAAUAUAGUUCAUCGUGAUAUAAAACCACAAAAUAUUUUAUUAUCAAAAAAUAGUCAAACUGGACAUGUUAGAGUUCUUAUAUCAGAUUUUGGAUUAUGUACUGAAGGUUGGAUAGCACCAGAAACGUUUAAUAGUGAAGCAUCUGUUACUGUAUCUGUUGAUAUUUUUUCAUUAGGUUGUAUUUAUUAUUAUGUUUUAUCAAAUGGUAAACAUCCAUUUGGUGAUACAAUAAAAAGACAAGAUAAUAUUAUACAAGGACGUUUUAAUUUAGAAUUAAUAUUAGAAAAUGAUGUCGCUGUACAUCUUAUUGAAGCUAUGAUUCAUAAUAAGCCAAUAUUUCGUCCAACCGCUAAAUCUAUAUUAUCACAUCCAAUGUUUUGGUCUAAUGAUCGUAAAUUACAAUUUUUUAUGGAUGUUAGUGAUCGAAUAGAAAUUGAAACAGAAGAAAGUAUAAUUGUUGAAAAUUUAGAAAAAAAUGCUUUAUUUGUUGUUGGUCGUAAUUGGCGAAAUGUUAUAUGCAAAUACUUAGCAGAAGAUUUAAGAAAAUUUAGGACAUAUAAACACGAUACAGUUAGAGAUUUGCUUAGAGCAAUGCGCAACAAAAAACAUCAUUAUCGAGAACUUCCAGAUGAAACAAAAAAAUCAUUAGGUGAUAUACCAGAUAAUUUUUUACAAUACUUUACUUUACGUUUCCCAAAAUUAUUACUUCAUGUUUAUCGUGUCAUGAAAUUAUGUAGAUUUGAAUCAGUAUUUCAGGGUUACUACACAAAUACACAUACGGCUUUUUUUAAAGAACCAUUUGAUCAUUUACCUGAUGUAUAUAAUGAAUUUGAUAUUUAUUCAAAUUCAUCUAUCUUUAUGAAAGAUAAUAAAGUUGAAGGGAAAGAAGAAGGUAUUGAUAAUUAUGAAUCACAAAAUAUAAAAAAUAUUCAAAAUGAUAAAAAAAGUGGAAAAAAUGAUGGAAAUUAUAAAAAAGGAGGAUAUAUUAAACGCCGUAAACCAUUUCAGCCAAAUAAAUAA
Molecule: messenger RNA, 2145 nt
Organism: Strongyloides ratti
Lineage: Eukaryota; Metazoa; Nematoda; Chromadorea; Rhabditida; Strongyloididae
Product: Serine/threonine-protein kinase/endoribonuclease IRE1
Exons: 3
Coding region: 1-2145 (714 amino acids)
Biological process (GO): mRNA processing; intrinsic apoptotic signaling pathway in response to endoplasmic reticulum stress; IRE1-mediated unfolded protein response
Cellular component (GO): IRE1-TRAF2-ASK1 complex
Molecular function (GO): protein serine/threonine kinase activity; ATP binding; RNA endonuclease activity
Source: RefSeq, a predicted model, not a curated record